Molecule: messenger RNA, 2565 nt
Organism: Glossina fuscipes
Lineage: Eukaryota; Metazoa; Arthropoda; Insecta; Diptera; Glossinidae
Exons: 2
Coding region: 1-2565 (854 amino acids)
Biological process (GO): cell surface receptor signaling pathway; G protein-coupled receptor signaling pathway
Cellular component (GO): membrane
Molecular function (GO): G protein-coupled receptor activity
Source: RefSeq, a predicted model, not a curated record
AUGCCGAACACAUCUAUAGAUAGUUUAAUCCAAGAAAAGCCUACAUUGUAUUGUGAUACAAAAACAAAUCUUUACAAUGUCAUAACGAAAUUAAAUGAAAAACAUGCAAUUUUUGUAACAUGGCAUCGUACCAAAGCAAAUAAUUGGGAUAUUUUAGAGCAAUUUUGUUCAGUUGAUAAUGGACUUCAAGCGAAACGACGUUGCGUUUACAAUCAUUUAACGCAAUCAACGAAUUGGGAGCCAUUUUUAGAGAAAGAGUUAAUCAGUUGCGAGUUGAGCAUGUAUUGCAAGGAAGAAGAAUUUCGGCAUUAUUUUGUUCAAACCGAUGGCCAAUUAAUAGAUUUUGUCAACAAAUGGAAGCCAGGUGUGGUGGGUGAAAAGUCUGGACUAUUAAAAGUUUGCCUAAAACCGAAUGGUGUCCCUUUGACUCGUAAAUGUUUGUAUGAUAAAGAAAAGCAAUUAGCUCAUUGGGAAUCACUGAGUAAUCUUGAUGGCUAUAAAUGUUUGAGUGAAACGAAUCAAAAAAUUAUAAGUAAAAAAUUAAAUGAUUUGCACAAUGAUAUACAAACCAACGGUCUUUUGCAUAAAAGUAUCGACGAAAGAAAAGCUGUGGCUAACCAAAUUCUAAAUUUAUUGGAUCAACCCGAUAGUCAACGAUUGCCGGCUGAUGUUUUUACGACAAGUGAAAUUCUUAAGCUUAUGACAACUGAAACACGCAACAUGCAAUUAUCGACUGAUGUCGUGAAAAUUGUAAACAAUAUGAUGACUAGUGAUGCGAAAAUUUUACGAAUAUCGGCCGAUUUAAAUGCCACCAACGCGAUUUUGGCAACCUUUGAAAACUAUAUGGAUGCGUUAAGCGAUAAUUUUGUACAGCAAAACGAAUGUGAAAAAUUCAACUCCUCCAAAAUUCCCGCCAAUAACACAUCAGCCGAUAUUAAAAUCGUUAAUUUAGCGCACCUUGGCGUUUUUAUUUAUUUCACAUUUAAUAUUAGUACGUUUUUCAUAAAUCCAUUAUGCGCAAACAUUUCUGGCAUUGCAUUAUAUCCAAUCGAAGCGAGAAUAACAAAUUCAAUUACUUACACGAUAGCCGCUAAAAAUGACUCACAUCGUGGCAUUCGUUAUCGUUUUGUUUACAUGAAUGAAUCAAUCGUUGAACUCUUGAAAGAUACCCAGUUGAAUUUGGCUACUUUCAUACCUUUGAAGACAAUGCAACCUAUUCAAGACGAGUUAAGAUUGACAGGGAAAAAGGCGUCUAUUGUGUUGAAGAUAUAUUCCAAUGAUGCUCUCUUCGUUGAAACGGACACCACGAGAUUGCGUAAACCAUCCGGUGAAGUUCUUUCAAUCUCGUUACCCUCAUAUGAAGGUCAACUUAUGCAAGAGUUACCCUUUAUUCUGAGAAUCAAUUACUUGGAUAUGAGUACGGCGAAGAAUUCAAAUCCUAAUUGCGGUUGCGGUUAUUGGAAUUAUAAAACGUGGAUAAGUAAUGGUGUGCAUACUAAUAAUACUUCAAACUUUCUAAAUGAAUCCGAAUUAGUUUUAUGCUAUACGAAUCAUCUCACGCAAUUUACUUAUUUAAUUGGUGGUACGUUUAGGCAAAGUGAUUACAAUAAUGACGUAUUAGUUACUGUUAUGCAGCAACGUGCAUUGGAUGUUGUCUCGUUAGUAGGCUGCAUUUUGUCUUUCUUAGGUCUAAUAGGUGUUUGGAUAACUGCUCUAGUUAUACCAAAUUGGAUUUCGCAGGCAUCGAAUAAAAUAUUACUCAAUCUUUGUUCAAUUUUAACCCUACAAAUGGUACUUUUUCUAUUUGUCAACACAGACGAUAUGUUUGAGGCCUUAAUAAGAGGAGAAGACAUAAUUAAAUGCAUUAUUUUGGGUGCACUUUUACAGUACACCGUCUUAGUAUUAUUUUUAUGGAUGCUAAUUAUAGCCGUUCUACAAUUUCAACGGUAUGUUAUAGUUAUCGGAGUAACACGUCCAAAGAACUAUAUAGCAAAAUCAGCUAUUAUUGCUUGGUUUACUCCACUAAUAUCGACACUUUUGGUCGUAUUCUUAGAUCCACACUCGUACAUACCAUCACCAUUCGAAUUGGCAAUUCAUGCCGGGGCUUGUCAUCCUUCUGGCUCUGGCCUACACUAUGGCGUACUUUUACCAAUUUCCCUAAUUAUUUUGAUCAAUUUAACAAUAUUUAUUUAUGUCUUAUAUAGUAUAAGUCGGACACUUAACUUGACCUCACAAGCCAAUGAAAGAGGUUUAGUGAUCAAACAAAUACGUUUAUCAAUAUUAUUAUUUUUCUUAUUAGGACUGUCAUGGAUAUUUGGGGUACUGUCGUUUAUGCAGGCGGGCAUUGUAUUUUCCUUUUUAUUCUGUCUGACGGCAAGCCUGCAGGGUUUCAUUCUAUUCAUAUAUUUUGUGAUAUUAGAAAAGAAUACCCGCAUUGCUUGGCUGAAUUUAUUAUGUCCAGCCAGGAGGCGGGAAUUGAAUAAAAAAGAACUUCAACGAAUGACCACUAUCUCAAUAUCAAAUGCGCUCGGUAUUAGUACCGAUAACAUAGCGAGUCGAGACUGA